AUGGUGGUGCAGUCAGUGGUUCGACUGUUCCUCCCUCCCGAAUUCCAGGGCUUCCUCUUCUCUAAGAUUCACGGCUUCUUCUGUUGCUUCUGCAACGAAAUGACCAUGGUCAUCGGACAGUACGAUGGGUACAGCCAAAACGACCUCUUCGGGGCCGCCCAGGUUCUCCUGGCCACCAAGCAAUCCCUUUCGAUGCAGCGCGUGCAAGUGAUCAAGUCCCCGAAGGAGAACCACUUCACUCUGGCUAUGGACCAGAAUCAAAUGCCGGUGGAUACGUUUCACGGGGUCAAACUCAAUUGGGUUUUCGUGUUGAGACAGGUCGACUCGGGCCACCAAGUCCAUCAAGGCUCCACGGUUCAGCACGAAGUUCAGCACUUCGAGCUUAGUUUUCACAAGAAAAACAGGGAGAUCGUGGUCAAAUCCUAUCUGCCUUUCCUCAUCGACGAGGCCAAGUCCAUAAAGCAGGGGAACAAGAGGCUGAAGCUAUGCACUCCGGGUUCCAACGCCAAUUAUCUUUAA
Eucalyptus grandis is the source of this 519-nucleotide messenger RNA. Its product is annotated as protein HYPER-SENSITIVITY-RELATED 4-like. Lineage: Eukaryota; Viridiplantae; Streptophyta; Magnoliopsida; Myrtales; Myrtaceae. The transcript has a single exon. Bases 1 to 519 code for a protein of 172 amino acids. The record is from RefSeq and is a predicted model, not a curated record.